Messenger RNA from Plasmodium vinckei vinckei, 1341 nucleotides. Its product is annotated as conserved protein, unknown function. The record is from RefSeq and is a predicted model, not a curated record. The transcript is spliced from 2 exons. The coding region runs from base 1 to 1341 and encodes 446 amino acids. NCBI's taxonomy places the organism in Eukaryota, Apicomplexa, Aconoidasida, Haemosporida, Plasmodiidae.
AUGAAAAAAAUAAAUCAACCAAAUGAAAACGAACAAAAUAAUGAUUAUGCCAUCCAUUUCGAAAAAAAAAAUAUAAUUCCAAAAAAUAAAUAUGAAGAACAUAAUACAUACACUAUUCUACACACAAAUAAGGAUGAUCUUAUAAAAUACAAAACUCAAGACAAAACUCAAGACAAUCAUAUUUCACCAAAUGGUCAUAACAACAUAAAACCAUUCCAAGUAAAAUUUUUAUCCCAUGUCAAAAGUUAUGAUUUAAAAAAGUUAAGUAUUAUUCUUUUUUAUAAAAACAUUAAAUAUUGUUUUUUUGAUAAUAAUAAUAUAUUGUGUGUAUUUUUAACUCCAGAUAAAGCUACAAAAAGCUUCUAUAGUAUUGAAAAAAUAUAUAAUAUCGACAAUCUUUCAUUUAAAAAUAAUGUUACUGAUCAAAAUGCUCAAUACAUUAUUUUUAUAUUCAAAAAUGGAUCAAUAGUUAUAUGGGAAAAUUUUUAUAAUCCAGAAAAAUAUGAUUAUUUUAUAAAUAAUCUUAUUUUAUUUUUUAACCUAUAUUCUAAUGAACCUUUACUCACAUUUGCUAUUCAGAAUGAUAAAAUAUAUUACUCACUAAAAUUGCAAAAGCAGGCAAAUCAAACUAGUAAUAUUACAAAGAGACCAUAUAUCGAAUUAGACACACAAAAUAUAGAAAAUGAAAAUAAUAAUGUAAAUAAAAUAAAUGAACAUAUAAAUCAAGAUCUUACUACAAAUCCUUUAGAGUCAGACACUUUCAAUUAUGAUAGUAGUGAAAAUUAUAAUUUUGUUUUUGAAGACAUCAAUGAAGAAGAAAACCAUGAAAAAAAAAAAAAAAUUUCAAGUAGCAGAGUAAUAUACUUAACAAAUAAUUCUAUAGAACAAAAACUAACAAUAUCGUUUGCCUUGUCUCAAUCUAUUAGAUUGGAUGUACAUGAAUUCCUUAUGGAUAAUGCUAUCAAUAUAUUAUUUACCAUAUCAAAAGAAAUUGCAACAAAUGGGAAAUGCACUGUUUCUAAAAAACAGUUAUCAAAUAUGAUAGACGUCUAUUCUAGCAUUAUCAAUGUUAAUGCUGUACAAGAUUUUUUAGAUGUUCCCGAAUAUUUUUGGAAUAAAGUUCAAUACGAGCACAUGUGGUUUGAGAUGCACAAAUACAUGGAAAUUCCCGAGAGAAUAAAGAUACUAAACAAAAGAUACACAUAUUAUAAAGACUUUUUAAAUGCCAUAAAAUCGGAGGUUUACAAUAAGAACACUUUUAACACAUAUCGAAUUGUUGUUUUGUUAUUAUUCAUACACGUGUUAGCCUUAAUUUUCAAUGAUAUGUUUUUUGAAAAUUGA